AUGUCAUUCAGAGACUCCAUCUCCGGUCCCGUUGCCAGAAUCGUUGUCGGGUCUCAAGCCGAAGAAUUCCUGAUCCCAAAGAAGAUUCUCUGCGCCUCUUCCACCUAUUUCAAAGCAGCUCUGACUGGUCAAUUCAUGGAAGGAAACACCCAAAAGAUUGUGCUGGAUGACACAGAUGCUGAAGUCUUUAGGACCUUCGUUGCGUGGCUCUAUCAGGGACAUCUCAAAAGCAGCGAAAUCGGCAAAGUGUUUACCAAAAUGGAUGAUUUCGAGGACCAUGUCACUUCGAUGCUGCUGUUCGCUGACAUGCGCGGUGUUCCCGAUUUGCUGAACGACGCUACCACUCUACUCUUGGACUACCUCGAAAAGACAGGUUUGGCUCGCUCGCUCACGAUUCAGCGUGUCUACAUGCUGCCUGAUGACUUCUGGCGAAGUAUGCUCGUGUGGUUGCUCUUUACCGAAGAGAUUCACUUCGGCUCUCGAAUCAAGUCCGAUGACAUACACCAACUACCAAAGGCAUUCAUCGUUAAGGUGCUGCAGGAAACAUUCGGGAUCGAACAACAGGAUAUCAGGAUGCAUGCCUCGCGCUUUUCCCAGUCAUUCUUCUGCUCCAGUUUUCACAAACACGGAAAAGGCGAGAAUUGCUCUCCGAGAGCUCUCAAUUAUUACGAUGGACCCGUUACCGUUCUUCUGCCCUCGGCGAUCGUGGAGAACCCUUCCAAGAAACGCAAGACAGCACAAAGAUGAACAAAAUCCAUCGAAGAAUCGGCGGCGUCUCCCAGGCAUAGCAUAAUGCGAAGGUUGUUAUUGGCA
Aureobasidium pullulans EXF-150 is the source of this 813-nucleotide messenger RNA. RefSeq lists its product as uncharacterized. The coding region runs from base 1 to 747 and encodes 248 amino acids. The transcript has 2 exons. NCBI's taxonomy places the organism in Eukaryota, Fungi, Ascomycota, Dothideomycetes, Dothideales, Saccotheciaceae. The record is from RefSeq and is a predicted model, not a curated record. Gene Ontology annotation, molecular function: protein binding.